Hyaloscypha bicolor E is the source of this 747-nucleotide messenger RNA. RefSeq lists its product as uncharacterized. NCBI's taxonomy places the organism in Eukaryota, Fungi, Ascomycota, Leotiomycetes, Helotiales, Hyaloscyphaceae. The transcript is spliced from 4 exons. Bases 1 to 507 code for a protein of 168 amino acids. The record is from RefSeq and is a predicted model, not a curated record.
AUGCGACGAAGAGGAAGGCGGGCCCGUGAAUACCUACGCACCGUUCCAUCUCCCCGUGCAAUUACGGCCUGUGCUGGCGGAACGAAUAGGCACUAUGAAUCCUCAAUCUUCUGCAUCCCUCCAUUUCUCGGCCCGCUAUUGUUCGACAACACAGACAGCGACGCCCGCGACCACUGUGCCAAUGAACGAACAUUCCUCUCCUACCUCCGCCUCUCAAUCUACAUGUCCAUCGUCGCCAUCGCCAUCGUCGUCUCCUUCCACCUAAAAUCGGAACCCACAAAUCUCGAGCUGCGAAUGGCGAAACCCCUCGGGAUAAUAUUCUGGUUCUUAUCGCUGUGUUGUCUGGCGCUGGGGUUCGGGAAUUAUGUCAAGACGGUCGAGAAGUAUUCGAGGAGGAUGGCGAUCGUGCAGACUGGGUGGAAGACGCAGAGUGUCCUCACCCUCGUUGCUUUCUCAAUCGUGGCGGUGUGCGUACUCUUUCUAGCGACGAAUUCUAAAAGAUCUUAAGGCCUUGUUUCACAUUAAAAGCGCCAAAACGGGUAGAUUGCAUAGCGUGGGGUUUGAAGAUGUGGGGGUUACAACCGAUUAGUUUUACGCACGUCUAAUGUCUUGUCUAUGAUACCACUUCCUCCUCCAAAAUUUACUUACAGAUGAAAGCUCCAUAGGUCAAUAAUAGAGAUCCAUUCAAAAUUUCCAGCAUGUGGGUGUUUUUGUUUCCCCAAGACCCAAGCCUACACUGCAAGGAGC